Funneliformis geosporum is the source of this 126-nucleotide messenger RNA. The record is from the annotation of a GenBank genome assembly. NCBI's taxonomy places the organism in Eukaryota, Fungi, Glomeromycota, Glomeromycetes, Glomerales, Glomeraceae.
AUGAGAUCACUCAAAAGUAUAUUAGUUUCUGUAAAAAUCAAAGCGCUAGAGGAAAGGUUGGAUGAUAUAGAUAAUCUAUUGGCUAAGAAAUCGAGGAAUAAUAAGCAUAAGACUGCAGAUAACUGA